AUGGCCUCGACCGUCCCAGACCAGCCAACAUGGACAUCCAAACUUGUUCGCGAUACUUUUCUCCAAUACUUUCAGAAGCAUGGCCAUACGUUCGUUGCUUCAUCCCCUGUCGCCCCCCUAUCUGAUCCUACUCUGCUAUUCACGAAUGCGGGCAUGAAUCAGUUCAAGUCAAUCUUUUUGGGUACAGUGAAUCCAAAUUCAGAUUUUGCGCAACUGAAGAGUGCCGUCAACUCCCAAAAAUGCAUUCGCGCAGGAGGAAAACAUAAUGACUUGGAUGAUGUUGGGAAAGAUAGCUACCACCAUACAUUCUUUGAAAUGCUUGGUAACUGGAGCUUUGGCGACUAUUUCAAGAAGGAGGCCAUUCAUUAUUCCUGGGAGUUGCUGACGCAGGUGUAUGGACUCGACCCCGGUCGUCUAUACGUGACCUACUUCGAAGGAAAUAAAGAAGGUGGCUUAGAACCCGACUUGGAAGCCAAGGCGCUCUGGAAAGCCGCGGGUGUCCCCGAAGAUCAUAUCCUACCCGGAAACAUGAAGGAUAAUUUCUGGGAGAUGGGAGAUCAAGGCCCAUGUGGACCUUGUAGCGAAAUCCACUAUGACCGGAUUGGCGGACGUAAUGCCGCCUUUCUUGUUAACCAGGACGACCCGAACGUAUUGGAAAUCUGGAACAAUGUCUUCAUUCAAUAUAACCGCGAAACCGAUGGGUCCUUGCGCUCGUUGCCGAACAAACAUGUGGACACUGGAAUGGGUUUCGAGCGGCUUGUGUCUGUUCUGCAGGACAAAUCGUCAAAUUACGACACUGAUGUAUUCGGUCCGAUAUUUGAAACUAUUCAGAACAUCACUGGGGCACGUGAAUAUCAGGGCCGUUUCGGAACGGAUGAUGUAGAUGGGAUUGACACUGCUUACCGCGUGAUCGCAGACCACGUCCGAACUUUGAUGUUCGCGAUAUCAGACGGUGUGGUGCCAAAUAACGAGGGUCGCGGCUAUGUCAUUCGCCGUGUACUGCGUAGGGGUGCACGGUACGCCCGGAAAUAUUUCCAGGUUGAAAUUGGAAGCUUCUUCUCGAAAAUAGUGCCUACCGUUGUGAACCAGCUCGGCGACAUGUUUCCGGAGCUGAAGCAAAAGCAACAGGAUGUCAUGGAAAUAUUAGACGAGGAGGAAAUAUCCUUCGCAAAAACGUUAGAUCGUGGAGAGCGUCAGUUUGAGCAGUAUGCUCAUCAGGCCAAGGCUACAGGGGAUCACAAAUUGCACGGAGCAGAUGUUUGGAGACUCUAUGACACCUUUGGUUUCCCAGUCGAUUUGACCCGCAUCAUGGCCGAAGAGCGUGGUCUCGAUAUAGAUGAUCGCCAGUUCGAGGAGGCUCGUGCAAAGGCCAAGGAGGCUAGCAAAGGCCAGAAGAAAACAACGACUGGAAGCGUUAAACUUGACGUUCAUGACUUGGGGAAACUUGAAAGGAUGAACAAUGUGCCCAAAACUGAUGACAGUGCCAAAUUCGAGAAAGGAAAUGUCACCGCUCAAAUCAAGGCUAUCUAUCACGCAAAAUCUUUCCAUACGUCUACUCAAAGCAUACCCGGAUCAGAGCAAGUUGGCGUUAUCCUCGAUCGCACCAACUUCUACGCUGAACAAGGUGGACAGGAAAAUGAUACAGGACGAAUCAUCAUCGAUGGGCAAGCUGAGCUUGAUGUUGUGGAUGUCCAGCUGUAUGCUGGUUACGUCCUACACACGGGCUACAUGAAGUAUGGCUCUUUCACCGUCGACGAUACCGUCAUCUGCGAAUACGAUGAGCUCCGGCGGUGGCCCAUCAGGAAUAAUCAUACCGGAACACACAUUCUGAACUUUGCCUUGAGAGAGGUCUUGGGAGACGGUAUCGAGCAGAAGGGUUCUCUUGUUUCCUCGGAAAAAUUAAGAUUUGAUUUCUCUCAUAAAUCGCCCAUCGCGGAUGCGGACUUGGCCAAAAUCGAGGAAUUGUCAACUAAAUAUAUUCGACGCAAUUGCUUGGUGUACUCUAAGGAGGUCCCCCUUGCAGUCGCCCGAAACAUUGCGGGCGUGAGGGCUGUGUUUGGCGAGACUUAUCCUGAUCCUGUCCGUGUCGUUUCUGUGGGAGCUGAAUUGGAUGAAAUCUUGAAGAACGUCGGAGACCCGCGGUGGGCAGAGGUCAGCAUCGAAUUCUGUGGUGGUACCCAUGUGCAAAAGACAGGGGAUAUCAAGGAGUUGGUCAUCCUGGAAGAAAGUGGAAUCGCAAAAGGUAUUCGCAGAAUCAUUGCUGUCACUGGGGAAGACGCCUACGAAGUGCAGCGUAUCGCAGCUGAGUUUGAGAAGCGUCUGGACCACCUCGAGGCAAUGCCCUCUGGACCCGCCAAAGAACAGAAUGCGAAACAGAUCCAGGUCGAGCUUAACCAGCUGUCGAUAUCUGCAAUACGGAAAUCAAAAUUCCGCGAGCGUUUCACACAAAUCAACAAAAAGAUCAUUGACGAGCAGAAAGCACAACAGAAACUCGAGUCCAAGAAGGCCGUCGAGAGCAUCACCUCGUAUUUCGCGGCUCCGGAAAAUGCGGACAAGUCCUGGCUUAUUGCUAAGCUUCCGAUAUCCGCAAACUCAAAGGCUGUCAGUGAAUCUCUGACUUAUGUGAAAACGAAGCUCGCGGAUAAGAUGGUAUAUGUCCUUGCUCCCAGUGUUGAAGACGGUCGUGUAGCGCACGGGUGUCACGUCCCGAAGGCGGUUAGUGACCAGGGUGCGUCUGCCAGUGAAUGGUCCACCGCUGUUUCGAGAGCGGUUGGGGGCAAAGCCGGAGGCAAAGGCCCUACUUCUAUUGGUAACGGUGUCAAUCCUGAAAAGGUUGAUGAUGCCAUAGACUUGGCUUCGGAAUACCUUAGCAGAUUCAAGCUGUAG
This is a messenger RNA of Aspergillus mulundensis, 2886 nucleotides long. RefSeq names its product alanine--tRNA ligase. The coding region runs from base 1 to 2886 and encodes 961 amino acids. Gene Ontology annotation, cellular component: mitochondrion; cytoplasm. Gene Ontology annotation, molecular function: alanine-tRNA ligase activity; ATP binding; aminoacyl-tRNA deacylase activity. The record is from RefSeq and is a predicted model, not a curated record. The transcript has 6 exons. Gene Ontology annotation, biological process: tRNA modification; alanyl-tRNA aminoacylation. NCBI's taxonomy places the organism in Eukaryota, Fungi, Ascomycota, Eurotiomycetes, Eurotiales, Aspergillaceae.